Messenger RNA from Cimex lectularius (bed bug), 2857 nucleotides. It is a transcript of the gene TM9SF4, whose product is annotated as transmembrane 9 superfamily member 4. The coding region runs from base 427 to 2313 and encodes 628 amino acids. The transcript is spliced from 10 exons. Gene Ontology annotation, biological process: protein localization to membrane. NCBI's taxonomy places the organism in Eukaryota, Metazoa, Arthropoda, Insecta, Hemiptera, Cimicidae. Gene Ontology annotation, cellular component: membrane. The record is from RefSeq and is a predicted model, not a curated record.
AUCAACCCUGAAUCAUUCUCGAGCCUGGAAUCAUCAGUUUAACCUUUGGCUUUGAUUCUCCAAUCUCCUCGAAUUCGGAGGAAAGGAAAGGGGCGAGCUGAAGAGAAAGCCGAAGGAUCGAGCGAUACACGGCCGAUACGAAUCGGUCGUCACUACGGUUACGACGAACCGGUCAGCGAUACCGUCAUUUCUCUACGGCGCCCCUUGAAUCCAAGCUUAUCUCUAUUAUAAAUUUUUGUUUACUCUCACUAUGAUGCAUAUCCUAGCGUUGACUGUAAUAUUCUGCGAGUCUUGUGUUAUCACUUUUCGCCUCCUCAGAACAUGAGUAGUCUUGUAUUUGAACAAUGAAACACAUCACCACGAUAAAUCAGUGCAGACGAUAAAUAAAAUGUAUAUGUGACGAAUUGUUUUCCAGCAUAACUCAAAAUGAAGUACUUAGUGGCCUUGGUUUUUCAUGUGACUUGGCUGCUUGGCCUCUCCGAUGGAUUCUACGUCCCUGGUGUCGCUCCGGUGGAGUAUACGGACGGGUCUCCGAUCGAAGUCAAGGCAGUUAAAAUGACUAGCACUAUGACCCAGCUUCCUUACGACUAUUACACAUUACCUUUCUGCCGACCACCUAAAGGCAUUGUGUACAAGUCUGAAAACUUAGGUGAAGUUCUAAGAGGAGAUAGGAUUGUAAAUACGCCUUAUGAAGUGAAUAUGAAAACAAAUGUGUCUUGCAAGGUUUUGUGUACCAAUGGGGAGAAUUCGAUUAAAAUGCUCACAUGGGAUGGUCCGGAUUUGAAAAAAGUUAUAGAAAUGAUCCGAGAGGAAUAUAUCGUCCAUUUAAUAGUGGACAAUCUUCCAUGUGCGACGAUGUUGUGGACAGCACCGGAAAAUGGCAAGUUGCGUUAUGGAUAUACAGGCUACAGGCUUGGAUAUGUACUUGAUAAUAAGGUCUAUAUAAAUAAUCAUCUAAAUCUUAUCCUUCAUUAUCACACAGUCAGCAAAGACGAGCAUAGAGUUGUCGGAUUUGCGGUCGAAGCGAAAUCUGUCGACUUGAUGGGUCUGUCAUUUGGAAAUAACCAGUGCUUUAUGGAUGGGAAAAAUGAAAAAGCUCAGGAACUCGUUGAACCGAGUACAAAUUUGGUCUUUUCUUAUUCUGUUAGCUGGGUGGCGUCAAACGUGAGUUGGGCUUCACGUUGGGACAUUUACCUUGAGAUGACUGAUGUCGAAAUCCAUUGGUACUCCAUCGUUCACUCGUUAGCUGUUAUCAUCUUUCUUUUUGCAACUUUCACGGGAAUAAUGAUCAGAACAUUAAGAAGAGAUAUUGCAAGGUACAAUUCUGAUGAGUUUAUUGAGGAAGCGCUUGAAGAAUCAGGUUGGAAGCUGGUUCAUGGGGACGUUUUCCGACCUCCAAGGAAUACAAGAUUUUUUGCUGCUGUUAUUGGCUCGGGAAUUCAGAUUCUGAUCAUGGCACUUAUAACGCUUUUUUUUGCCAUGCUAGGAAUGUUGUCUCCAGCAUCACGGGGUGCGCUUAUGACUGCAGCUAUAAUGCUUUACGUCUUUUCUGGUUUAAUUGCAGGCUAUAUUUCUGCACGACUGUAUAAAACGAUGAAGGGCCGAGAAUGGAAGAGAACAGCUUUUUUGACUGCUACAUUUUAUCCAGGCAUUGUUUUUGGAGUUUGUUUCUUUUUGAACUUCUUCAUCUGGGGUAAACAUUCAUCUGGUGCGGUCCCAUUCUCGACAAUGGUUGCCCUUUUGGUAAUGUGGUUCGGGGUUUCAUUGCCGCUUGUCUACCUCGGCUAUUUCUUUGGCUAUAGGAAACAGCCUUUUGCCCAGCCGGUGCGUACCAAUCAAAUCCCGAGGCAAGUGCCGGACCAAGUUUGGUAUAUGAAUCCAAUUCUCUGUGUAUUAAUGGCAGGAAUGCUCCCUUUUGCUGUAGUCUUCAUCGAACUCUCAUUUAUAUUUACAGCAAUUUGGCAGAACCAAAUCUAUUAUAUGUUCGGGUUUUUAUUUCUUGUUUUUCUCAUUUUGGUUAUAUCUUGUGCUGAAAUAUCAUUGGUCGUCAUUUACUUCCAACUUUGUGGUGAAGAUUACAAUUGGUGGUGGAGGUCGAUGAUGGUGCCCGGUGGUUCUGCAAUAUACGUUUUUAUAUAUUCUGUCUUUUACUUUUUUUCAAAUCUACAAAUCACAGAGUUCAUUCCGACACUGCUUUACUUCAGUUACACUCUUCUUAUGGUAUUGACAUUCUGGCUGCUGACCGGUACCAUAGGAUUCUUCGCCGCAUAUUCGUUUAUUAUAAAAAUAUAUGGAGCUGUGAAAAUAGACUAGUUUGUGAUUAAAGUGAAAUUGUUUCUUUUUUCUUCUUGUGUUUUGUUUCUUGAAGAAUAAACUCAGUUUAAUAAUAUUAGAAGUGAAACUGCACGGAAUAUCCAGCCUAAGUUAGACUGAUCAAUGAACUAAUUUAUUAAGAAUAAUUAAUUAUUAAAAUUUGUAUACAUUUUUAUGGUUGUGAAUGUUGUCAUCCAGUGAUGUAUUAAACAGAAAAGACAUUUAUAUGCGAGUAAAUUUUUUUGCCAUUUAAAAACUUUUACAUUGAUGUUUUGUAAGUUAAAAACUUAUCAAAUUUAAAGUUUUUGUGUGUAUAAUCUGGUGCAGCAAUGAUAUUACAUUUCAUCGCAUUUGCAUGUAUGUCUGUCAAAAUGGAUUUGUAGUCAUUCAACAGUGACAAGUUGCUUAUAAAACAAUCAUUUUUAAAAUUUAAAAUUUGAGAAUAUAUCGAAAUUGAUAUUAAUUUUUGUUAUUGAUGUUUAUCAGAUUUGUUAGGUCUAUCAUUUUUGUCUUAUAUACUAAUAAACGUUUAUGGAUUUAUUUU